AUGCUAUUGCGAACCGUGAUACGACCCUCCCUCUCCUUUCCUUCGGCCUUGAGAUCAAUAUCUGCUCCUCUCGCACGGCCAGCUUUCAAACGCCCUGUUCUCGUUGCCUUCGGCCUCACGGCGACCCUUCCUUUCGUGUAUCCUUCGUCCGUCAUCAGGCUCGACUCUUCACCUUAUUCACCACCUCCUGCGGGUGCUGCGGAGUUUAGCAGCUCCUCCUCGUCCUCCUCAAAUCCCCGCGGAGCCAAAACUCCUCUCACAAAGGAUGGAAAGACGAUCAAUCCUGCUGCAGUAAAGCAAAUAAGUUUGGGUUCGAUCCUAGGCCUGGCUGCGGGAGUGCUCCUGUCGGCGUUUUCUACAAGUUUAACAUUACUGCUCGGACUGGGCAUUGUCGUGUGGCAGCUGGCCGCUCGAAGAGGAUAUAAUUUCAUCCCAGUGGAUCGCCUGCAACGAUACUUCAAGAACAUCGAUGUUCGCAGUGCCGUCAAUGACAACCUGGCCUUUAAAAUCAGCUUCGGACUUAUGUUUGCCCUUGCCGCCUUUGGUGAGUUUUGA
Fonsecaea erecta is the source of this 555-nucleotide messenger RNA. RefSeq lists its product as hypothetical. NCBI's taxonomy places the organism in Eukaryota, Fungi, Ascomycota, Eurotiomycetes, Chaetothyriales, Herpotrichiellaceae. Bases 1 to 555 code for a protein of 184 amino acids. The record is from RefSeq and is a predicted model, not a curated record. The transcript has a single exon.